This is a messenger RNA of Cylindrotheca closterium, 651 nucleotides long. Lineage: Eukaryota; Bacillariophyta; Bacillariophyceae; Bacillariales; Bacillariaceae. The record is from the annotation of a GenBank genome assembly.
AUGUAUGGCUCUGUUCUUAACCCGGGAAGGAGUGGUGUGGUAAUAGGAGGUUCCCCAGCGGGAUUAAGUCUCCUAUCCGACAUCUCCUCUAUCACUCAGCUGUCGCCAGCAGCCGAAUCAGUCUCCAGCAGUGUCCCAACUGAUUCACCAGAAGAGUUGGUAGACUCUGACCAUGAAGAUGCACUGGACCUAGACGAGCCUGACAACCACAACAUUGAGACCGAGGAAGACUUCCAACACCUUGAUUGUGAAGCUGAAGAAGCACAAUUGGAACAAAUGCUACAAUUGUGUGUUGUUGGCAAACCCAAAGGCUCCAAAGACCAUCAGUCCAUCAAAAAGAAAGAUCUUAUUCUGAACCUGAUGGACCUAGAGCCUGAUGUUAAGAUUGCUGGUCUUCCUGCCGGCCACAAAGACCCAGCUCCUGAACCAAGAGUUGCCACUGGUGAGAUUCCAUUUGACACCCAAAGAAAUUGGCCCCACGUGAUCUACCGAGGCAAGGUAGACAAGUCUAGAAAGUACCAAGGCCACGAGCUACCGGCUGGUGCCAAAUGUUGUCCUUCUAUGAAUGGACAAAGAACAUGCAAUGGAUGGGAGUUUCACUAUGGUCCUUGGGAGCACAAUCAUGAAGAAGCAGGAACCAAUGCUUUCUGA